GCGGUAGCAGCAGUAAUAGCAGGAGCAGCAACAGAAGGCGUCGGAGCAGGCGUCGGAGCUGCCCGCUAGGGGAGAGAGAGAGAGAGAGAGACAGAGAGACUGAGAGAGAGUAGGAGAAGCGGGCAAGCGAGGAGAGAGAGAGAGCCUAAGGCAGAAAAGUAACUGUCAAAUGCGCGGCUCCUUUAACCAGAGCGCCCAGUCCGGCUCCGAGAGUCAUGGCGACCGCAGCGUCUAACCACUACAGCCUGCUCACCUCCAGCGCCUCCAUCGUGCACGCCGAGCCGCCUGGCGGCAUGCAGCAGGGCGCAGGGGGCUACCGUGAGGCGCAGAGCCUGGUGCAGGGCGACUACGGCGCGCUGCAGAGCAACGGGCACCCGCUCAGCCACGCUCACCAGUGGAUCACCGCGCUGUCCCACGGCGGCGGCGGCGGGGGCGGCGGCGGCGGUGGAGGAGGCGGGGGAGGCGGCGGGGGAGGCGGCGACGGCUCCCCGUGGUCCACCAGCCCCCUAGGCCAGCCGGACAUCAAGCCCUCGGUGGUGGUACAGCAGGGUGGCCGAGGCGACGAGCUGCACGGGCCAGGAGCGCUGCAGCAGCAGCACCAACAGCAACAGCAGCAGCAGCAACAGCAACAGCAGCAGCAACAGCAACAGCAGCAGCAGCAACAACAGCGACCGCCACAUCUGGUGCACCACGCUGCCAACCACCAUCCCGGGCCCGGGGCAUGGCGGAGUGCGGCGGCCGCAGCUCACCUCCCUCCCUCCAUGGGAGCUUCCAACGGCGGUUUGCUCUAUUCGCAGCCCAGCUUCACGGUGAACGGCAUGCUGGGCGCAGGAGGGCAGCCGGCUGGGCUGCACCACCACGGCCUGAGGGACGCCCACGAUGAGCCACAUCAUGCAGACCAUCACCCGCAUCCUCACUCUCAUCCGCACCAGCAACCGCCCCCGCCACCUCCCCCACAAGGCCCACCGGGCCACCCAGGCGCGCACCACGACCCGCACUCGGAUGAGGACACGCCGACCUCAGACGACCUGGAGCAGUUCGCCAAGCAAUUCAAGCAGAGGAGGAUCAAACUAGGAUUUACUCAAGCAGACGUGGGGCUGGCGCUUGGCACCCUGUACGGCAACGUGUUCUCGCAGACCACCAUCUGCAGGUUUGAGGCCCUGCAGCUGAGCUUCAAGAACAUGUGCAAGCUGAAGCCUUUGUUGAACAAGUGGUUGGAAGAGGCAGACUCGUCCUCGGGCAGCCCCACCAGCAUAGACAAGAUCGCAGCGCAAGGGCGCAAACGGAAAAAGCGGACCUCCAUCGAGGUGAGCGUCAAGGGGGCUCUGGAGAGCCAUUUCCUCAAAUGCCCUAAGCCCUCGGCCCAGGAGAUCACCUCCCUCGCGGACAGCUUACAGCUGGAGAAGGAGGUGGUGAGAGUUUGGUUUUGUAACAGGAGACAGAAAGAGAAAAGGAUGACCCCUCCCGGAGGGACUCUGCCGGGCGCCGAGGAUGUGUAUGGGGGGAGUAGGGACACGCCACCACACCACGGGGUGCAGACGCCCGUCCAGUGAACUCAAGCGGGGGAGGGGCAGAGCUUGAGGCUCCCCUCCCCUUUGGUCCACAGUCUUUCCUGGGACCUCUGUUCUCCCUCUAACUUCUGAUUGUUUUCUUUUGCUUUUCCUUUUUCUUAUUUUUUAAUUAUUAUUUUCCCAGUCCCUUAAAAAAAAGAAGAAAAAAUAGAGAAAAUAAGGAGAAAGGAAAGUAAAACACUGGACUAUCCUAUAACAGGUAGCAGGUGUAAUAAUGGGUUUUGACCUUUGCAGGCGAGUACCCAGGCAAUGAAGUAGAAUGUCUCCUAAUGCGAAUGAAGUGUGUGUGUGUGUGUGUGUGUGUGUGUGUGUGUGUGUGUGUGUAAGAGAGAGAGAGAGAGAGAGAGAGAGAGAGAGAGAGAGAGAGAGAGAGAGAGAAAGUCCUGGUAAAACUAAAUAAAUUACCAAAAAGAAAAAAAAACCACCAAACCGUACAAAACAUAAAACUGCAGCUUCCCAAUGCUCAAAGUUAACACGUGCUGCUGUGUUUAUUUAAUAUGGAUCCCCAUCAGGAAAGAGGGAAAAUACACUUUUAAAAAUAUAGGCAAAAUUUAACCACACGAAUUUGCACUGCAAGAAAAUUGAAGUUUACAUUAACAAGUUCAACAUUUUUUUUUCUCUUCAUACCCACUGUUAAUUUUGAAGGUGUCCUUUGGGUUCUGUUUUGUUUUGCCUUGUCCAGUGGAGAGGACAGAAGCUAGCUCUUGGCUACCCUCCAUUCCCAGUGUUCUGAUGCCCCUUGUUCUUAUUGCUUGUGAACUUUGUUUUCUUCAAAUCCCCCAGACCUGGUGUAACACUUAUUGGCUCUUUUCACCAAAGCGAAAUGAUUGGCUUCAUACAAAAUAAAUAAAUGCUUGCAUUCAGGAAAUGUGCAUGGUUUGCCCGCUUUAUGCAAGGCAGGGAUACUGCUGGAAAUAUAAAUGUAAGUGUUGAGCAUUGGUUUUUGUAAACCACAAAGUAAACUUUAUCUUCAGGCAGCAUUUCUGGGUAGGAGAGAAAAAGAAAAAUCGAUAGUGAGUGAUCAGUCACUUCAUUUUUUCAGGCAGAGCUGUUUUGAAAGAACUAAAAAAAAAAAGUGAGGUUAAAUAUAUUGCUAGAGUUGUCCAACAGACAGAAACUCUGAGAACUUGGAAACACACUGUUUAGUUCUCUGCCUUUGGGUUUAAUAACUUAAUUAUAAGAGAUUAGUUGUGAUGGCAGCAGUGGUUAAACUUUGUUCCUCUACUAGGUCUUGUAUUUUUUUUUAACUUAAAGAAAAUAACCCAGAAACUUGAGAUCAUAUGCAUAGACUGUGUUUUUUAACACACAAAUGCAUAUACUAUACAUCAAUAUAAAUGGGGUAGACAGGUUUUGUCUCCAACAGUACAAUUGUUUAUGAAGUCAUAUUUUGCAUUUUACACCAUCUUCCCCCAUGAGUUAUUACAGAAAAAUAUCAGUUCAGAUUGCACAAAGUUCUUCCCCCCUCUUUCAUUAAAAAAGACAAAUGAAGGGGAAAGAGACAUUUUUAAUAUUUCCUUUCUCCCCUUUGUUAAUAAUUUUUCAGUUCAUUUUUUACCUUGUCUAAAUGGGAAAUGGUUUACUCCCAACACAAUAGAAUAUUCUGGAAGGUGUAGGUAAGAAAACAAAAACAGAAAAGGCUAUGGCUAUAUUGAAAUUAACACUAUUAAAACUGUGAUCAGUUUAAAAAAUUAGUUAUCAGCACAAAAGGGCGUUAAAAGGGAAAAAACACUUUUUUAUUAACCUUCAAUGUUUGGGGUUUUAUUUCUUUGUUAGGUAUCAGAUAAAUGUUAUUUUAAAAAAUUAAAUUCUCACUACUAUAAAAUUAUGGUUCAGCAUCAGAUUAGCACUGCACUCCGUAGUUAAGGUUUUAGGAAAAAUGCUUUAUCUAGUAUUGUCUUUUCAAACACCUGCAAUUGUUUCAUUUUCAAUGUUUUUACAAGAUGAAUGGUGACUUAAAAAUGGGCAUAUUUAUUUGCCUGUAUUUCAUUUCCCCCAAUGAAUGUCACAGGAGAUGCCAUAGAGCUAUUUCAGGUUAUAUCACACUGCUUGUUCCUGAUGUGGCCUUCAGUGAAGCAAUCCAGAGGAGGGCAAAUAGCCAAUGGUAAAAGGAGGAAAUGAAUUUGCAGAUACUUAUUACCAAGUAGGUAAGGUCAGAAGCUGGGGUUCCGGGGAUGUGCCUACAUCUUCUCUUGCUCUCUUAGGCUUACAAAAAUGAAAGUUACCACUGAACCUUACCAUAUGUAUAUAUGUUUAAUAUCUGUCUUUUGAAAUGCAGAAAUAGUUUAAAUGUUUCUUUGUCUAUUUUUCUUUUUUUUUUAAUGCUACCCAGGGAAAUAUUUUCAUAUCGUUUUACGUGGCCUGCCUCAAUGUAUAUUUAUUUCUUUGGAGCAAAAAGGUUCUGAAAACUGGUUUUCUGUAGCUUUAAAUGAGUAGGUAGCAAAAACUAUAUGGGAUGUCAUUUUUUGUUCAGUUUCUUUUAAAAAAUGCUUUGUUUUGAUACAUUUGGUUGUGCUUGUGGGGAAAAUAAAAGCGCAGAGAUCCUUAUAUAUUUAUGUUAAAGUAAUAUUUUAUUAUUACAUAAAACAGAAAUGCACAAUACCUUCAUAGUUUGUUCUAAUUAUUGAAAUAUCUUUAUUUUAUUUUUAAAGAUAGUGCCAACUUCUAAGAGGUGAGGAAGCCCUACCUAGACCUUAUACUGACUGAGCUGAGUUGUGUAUAAAAUACUUCCCUUCCUUUAUACUUCAUAAAGUUUUGGAAUAAAUUUUAUGCAGAUAUUGCCAGCUUUCAUGUUUAUAACUUCCAAAGGCAUUUUCUUGUUUUGUUUUCUUUUUUUUUUUAAAUGAAAACUGUUCAGACUUUUCUUUGCAGAAACUAUCAUGGGGCCCAAAUAUUUUCUUCACCGCCUUGUAGAACUGAAUCAAAGCAGUCAUUGUAUUUCAGCUUCAAUUUGUUUGCCAUUUCCUGAACAAACGGAAAAAACAUACUUGCCUUGUAAAUAUAUGCCGAGGUCCCUACGCCUUCCCUCUAGGUUAGCUGCACCUUUGCCAAUGGAUUGUUAAGAAAGGCAUCAGUGGAACUAGAUGGACCUUAGCCUCUGCCACAUGUCCUUAGAUAAUCUGGGACCUUCAGAAAAGUGAGGCUUACACAGAAAUUAUUAUUCAUAAUUAACAAAUAUCUUUCAACAACAAAAAUCUUUACAGUAUGCCAUACAUAUAUUUACCAACUGAUUAAAAGUAGAUACCAUGCAUCAUUCCUCUUAGGUUUACAGGGAAAUAUACUUUUUACAAAGGUUUUUACAACAGUGUAUCUCUCUCAUCACUCAAACAAACAAACAACAAGCUCUACAUUAAAAGAGGAGGAAAAGAAUGUAUUGGAGAGAUUCAAGCCAUGGUGCUAAUAGUUUGUUCCAGAAGGUUUUAGAUAGAGCACCACACUUAAAAAACAACAACAAGCAAACAAAAAGAUACCUUUUAAUGUUAGUGAAGUGUUAAAUCAGUGUUGGAUUGGUUUAUAUAUUUGUUGGUGUAUUUAAAGUCCUCCUUUGAACACUGACUUAAAAUAUAAAUGUCCAUUUAGAAAAGUAGUUUCUGGGCUUAUUACAUCUGAUCAUCUUUUCUAAUUCCUAGUCAAUAUAACAUGGGUCCCAAACAGAUUCUGCCAAAUGAUCUUAUCAAUAGUCUGAACAAGAAGUGACAGAAAGAAGAAGUGUUUUGUGACCACAGACAUGCUGAUGGGUAAAAUGUUUAAGCUAGGUAUAGAUUUGAGUUCUGGGUCAAUAUCCCUCCUCUGAAGGAGGAAAGCGAGCUGCAUCUGCCCUCUGCAGGGCGUUUCAGUGGACCUUGAGAAGGCAUUUUCCUCCUUAGCCACAGGCGCUGUGAACAGACCUAGAAACAUCAUAUAUUAAACAGAUACACUAUGUUCCUGACUCAUGCUGGCCAUUUGGGUCCUAAAGCUUCUCUGGUAGCUUCUAUGCCAGUCUUAGAAUGUAUUCCCUCUACUUAAAAAAAAAUGACUGCAGAGCCACUUAUACAAAUCUGUGGGGCAAUUGUUAAGAUACUGACAAGCCAUCUUUAUCCUAAAGACAAAAAUGCAGUGUUUGUGUUUGCUGAAAACAUGCCAUAUUUUAGAUUUAUGAUAUAAAUAUAUAUAUAUAUAUAUACUGGGGAAAAAUGACCAUAUAUGAAAGAGUAUGUGAAGGUCAUAAAGAUGGAAUGGCCACAACUAAUAUUGUGCUUGAUGGUUUUUUUUUAAAUUCUCAGUUCCCCUCAAGAAAUGUCCUUUAUAUUUGAGAUAGUAGCAGUAAAACCACCCUCCUCAUCCCUCUCCCCUCCUGCUCCUACAGAGAAGGCUACACACUGUCAAAAUUUUCUAGUGAAGUGGUUUUGAUGGAGGCUUUCAUCUCCCUAUCUUAUUCCUUCAAAAAUAACCAAUAAAACAAUACAACAGCAAAGGUGGGUGGCUCUCGCCUGUGUUGGUCCCAGCCAAGCCUCUCCACUGGCCCUUUAGUUUCCUUCCUUAUGGAAGCUUGGCUAGUGCUGGGGAGCAUGAUGAAAUUAUCAUCUUAUUACUCCUCUCUUUGGUUUGUCUUUGUUGAUUUUCAAUCAAUUCAUGGAACUGUGCUCUAGAUUCUAUUGAAUUCCUAUACAAAUUUUAAAAUGGUACAGAGAAUGGAGUGUGUAGG
Molecule: messenger RNA, 6252 nt
Organism: Grammomys surdaster
Lineage: Eukaryota; Metazoa; Chordata; Mammalia; Rodentia; Muridae
Gene: Pou3f2
Product: POU class 3 homeobox 2
Exons: 1
Coding region: 216-1553 (445 amino acids)
Biological process (GO): brain development; regulation of transcription by RNA polymerase II
Cellular component (GO): nucleus
Molecular function (GO): RNA polymerase II cis-regulatory region sequence-specific DNA binding; DNA-binding transcription factor activity, RNA polymerase II-specific
Source: RefSeq, a predicted model, not a curated record